GCAUCAAGCGUCAUCCAUCGUACAAAGCUCUUCAGCACCCAUCCACCCACCCAUCCAUCCAUCCAUCCCACAUCCAUCCAUCUAUCUAUCUGUCGGUCCACACACUGCUCAUGGGUGGCCGCACCCCCGCCUGCCUUGUUUUCGCCUGCUCCUCCGCCCUCACUUGCUGCAGCCUCAGCUUGUGCUGCCGCAACCUCUCGGCCUGCACAGCUUCCUUGGCCUCUUUCUCCUGCUUCCGCUUCUCCGCUUUCAGCUUGUUCUUCCGCUGACGCUCUGUAAGGCCGGAUGACUCGCCCCUACCCCUCCCUCUACCGGGCGCUGUUUCCCACUCUGCCUCUUCCGCGGCCCUCAGGCGGCCCCCCAGCCGCCUCAUCUGCUCGAGUGGCGUCUCGUCAUCGGGUAUGUAGUAGGGAUUGCGUGUUGAAGCAGCGGCAGUCAGCUCAUCGUUGUCUGAAACCGACUCAUGGCCGUGGUCAUCCGCAUCUCCGUCGUCUUGCUCUGCUCCAGCGUCUUGCGGCAGGCGUCCUGGGUGAGCUGCUGCAGCAGCUGCAUCUGCAGGAGCGGCGGCCGCUGGUACUGUGCUGUUCUCGUGAUGUUGCCCAUCAGCAGGAUGACCCGUGGCGUCCGGCGGAGCGACGUUCUUGGUCCUUGCUGCUCUCUUGGUCUUCUUCUUGGCCUUGCGGCCUUGUUCACCGAACUCCUUCAAGAUCUCCUCAUCCGUCAGCUGCUGCGGCGCAUGUUGCUCGCCGAACAGGGUUGUGGCCAACCGGCUCAGCAAGUGACGGUAUCGGUAGCACAGAUAAGACAGCACAGUCACCAACACAAGAAGCCAAGAAACAGACAUUCGCUCCGCU
This is a messenger RNA of Vitrella brassicaformis, 854 nucleotides long. Lineage: Eukaryota; Vitrellaceae. The record is from the annotation of a GenBank genome assembly.